This is a messenger RNA of Zootoca vivipara (common lizard), 680 nucleotides long. Its product is annotated as C-type natriuretic peptide. Gene Ontology annotation, cellular component: extracellular region. Gene Ontology annotation, molecular function: hormone activity. The record is from RefSeq and is a predicted model, not a curated record. Gene Ontology annotation, biological process: cGMP biosynthetic process; receptor guanylyl cyclase signaling pathway. Lineage: Eukaryota; Metazoa; Chordata; Lepidosauria; Squamata; Lacertidae.
UGGGGGUUCAAGGCAGCCCACCCUUCCGACAUCCCAAAGGAGAAACUUGCUGGCUUGUUUUUGGGGAAGGAUGAAGGUCUUGCCUGCCUCCCUCUUCCUCUUCCUCCUGCCACUGGCCUCCCAGACCCCUGUCCACUCAACCCAGUCCUUGCUGGAGAUACUUGGGGAAGACCUGGCCGCCUUGCUGUCGGCCAACCAAGGGGACCACCAGCCGCCGAUCUCCCAAAUUCUACGCGGCCAGCACCCCCUCCACGAUGCCCCCGAACCCCCAGCCCCCUCCUCAGGGGAGCGUGCCUGGAUCCACUUCCUGAAAGACUUUGUGAGCACCCAGAAGAAGUUCCGGGGGCGAGGCAAGAAGAUGGCCCAGCAAGGGUGCUUUGGCAUCAAGCUCGACCGGAUCGGGACCCUCAGCGGCCUUGGGUGCUAACGGUGCCACCCCUCUGACGAAGCCCCACAGGGGCCGAAGGACUCUGCACAGACAAAAGCACCCGCUGGGUGCUUGCAAAUAAAUCACCUUGCCUGCCCCUCCGGGCGAUCUGCCCCAUGUCAGCCUUGGAACAAGACCAAAAAGAAAAAGAAAAAAGCCCCUCCAGUACCCUGACCCCCACCCCCACGGACUUACUUCAAACACCAAGCGUCUCAUCGUGCCGGCAAUUUGUAACCGAUUGGAACCUGUCUUA